This is a messenger RNA of Cryptomeria japonica (Japanese cedar), 2863 nucleotides long. Its product is annotated as 22.7 kDa class IV heat shock protein. The coding region runs from base 2253 to 2783 and encodes 176 amino acids. Gene Ontology annotation, biological process: response to heat; response to salt stress; protein folding. The record is from RefSeq and is a predicted model, not a curated record. NCBI's taxonomy places the organism in Eukaryota, Viridiplantae, Streptophyta, Pinopsida, Cupressales, Cupressaceae. The transcript has 2 exons.
AUGAAGGAAGAUGUUUCCAACCUGCUGAACCAUUGAAGCAAGAACAAUAAGCCGAAGAGAACAGUCUUUCAAACUCUUUCAAUGUUUCGGACUUCUAUCUAGAAUUUCAUUUCUUUAGCUUUUGUUUAGUUUUGAUGGUCCUUAAAUUUUUCAUCUUUGAUUGCUUUGGCCUCAUGUAUUACAUCAUUUCAACACUUAAGUUUUAUGAGAUUUUCAUCCCUAUUGUAUCCAAGGCAGCAACACCAAGUAUCAGUUGUACAAGGAAGAAUUCCUUGGUUUUCCUUUCAAAGAAAAUCAUAGGGACAAUUCCUCUGUUCCUUGAAAUGGCCAUGUAGCAAUAAUGGAAGCUCACAUAGAUAAGCUCAUGUUGUGACUCUUUCAUCAUUUUUAAUUAAAUGCUUUGUCAUGGAUUAUUUCUGUAUAAAAUGAGGCCAGAACAGAAUGCAAAGUUAGCUAUAUAUUCAAGACUAAUUUAUGGUAAAUGUACUUAUAGAAUGCAAAGUUAGGUCUUCUAAAUCCUUGGGAUGAAGAAAGAUGGCACUUAAUAAAUAAGGUGGUCGUUCGGAGGUUGUCCAUAAUUACCAUUUUCCUUUGUUAAUAUCUAAGGUAUAGGAACUUGAUUAGCUUUCCUUUCUACAUUUUAUUUUCUGAGGAAACCUUCAUUAUCAACAGGGACAUUCUUCCAUUGCAUCAAGGAUUAAUCUACUAUCUUAACCAAUUCAAAUUGCAUAAAACUACCCCAUACUCUAUUUAAAACCAACACUAAUAUCGGAAAGCCCAAAUAUAAAAAUGGUUUCCAAAGCCCUCACUUUGCUGCCAAGAAACCCCUUAGAAUUUGUGGUGGUCUAGAAGUUUCAUCCUCAUCUAAUUCUCCUCACAGAAAAAUAGUUCCCAAGACAUCCUACUAUUACCCAAAAAGAGAACCCUGGAUGAAAAAAGGAAAGGGUUUGGAUAAGGAGGUUAGAAUUGUUUCUAAAGAAAGGCAUUUCAGAUUAGACUCUCUUUUAGGAGACCAAGCAGGAAGUAAGGAAAAAUGUGAAAGUGGAAAAUCAAAGCACUUGGAAAAUAAGAAAAAGAGAAAAGACCUAAAAUGAGCCUAGAGAAGGAUGCUGAUGAGUAGAAUAAGGACAACCAAAAUGAAAAUAAGAAGGAAAGGUCAAUGAGAAUUGCAGUAGUCACUAGCGAGAAAAAAGAAUUUAAACAAGGAAAAGAAUUUAAGCAAAGAUAAGGCUGCUAAAGAAAUGGGAACUAGCAUUCUAGAAGUGAAUUUGAAUUCUACUGGAGAUAGUGAAGUGAAUAAUUGGACCAUAUCUACAAAAUCUAUACAGACACAUCCCCUGAAGACAUCUUCAACUCCUAUUAUAAUCCCACUAAGGACAAUGAGUUGGAAAUCAAUAUGAAUUUCAUUGUCCUCAAUUCCAUGGUGCCCUUAGAAACUUCACAAAGAAUCAAGAGCACUAAGAAAAACGAUGAUGAGGUUAAAAAAUACUUCUGGAAGGAAAUGUAGGGAAAAUUGAUGGCAAAAAUGAGUUUAUUGGAAAGUAGAGCUUUGAAUUCAAGGACUCUUUGGUUAGGUUUAUUUUUCUCACUAAAGAUCUCAAGAAUUAUUCUUUGGCUUUUAUGGUUUAUUUGCAAGAGGAUCGUGAUAGAAAGAAAGGAAAGCUAGAAGAGAGAAACAGAAGAAGAUUCAUGAGAUGAAAAAAGUCGAUUAGGGAACUACCCAAAUAUUAAACAUGGUGGUGAAUGAGUAGAAUGCUUUGAUAUUCCUCCACAAUUUGAAGUCUUAGUAGUCUAUUGUGCCUUUUUCUCCUUGGUUUUUGUUCUGUUUAGCUUUUCUAUUCAAUACGUUGGCCUAACAACUUGUAAUGCUCUUGAACUUUCUAUUUUAAUGCUAUAACUUUAACCAUAUAAAUUAUUUAACUGAAUUCAUAAGAAAAUUCAUUUUAUGUUAUUUAUUAUCUCACAUAUAAGAAACUCAACCUGAAUAUAGAUUUAUGAUAUAUGAUAGAGACUGAGUUUUUUUGGUACAAGAUAAAACUAAAAUGAGUGGGGAGCUAUAAUGUGGAAGUCUCUAUCCCACUCAAAAGCAUUAUGGAAAUAUCUAGAAUAUUAAAAAAUUAAAAAAAUAUCUCGAUAAUUCAUUGAUUACGAGGCUUUCUUUCUUGUAGCAGAACAUAACAGGCGAAGUAAGAUCAUACGAAAAGGGUUUCUCUCAAUCAGGGGUUUCUUACCUGUGAAAAUUUUAGUUUUCCAUGGCGAAAACGAUAGCAAUCUUGGGCAUCGUAAUGGUUUUUACAGCAUCUUUUUUGAGUCCGGCAAGAGCUUUUCUUCCAUACAGAUGGCUUUACGGUGAUUUAUGGAAUCCGUUGAAGGUGUUGGACCGGCUCCCUCGAUCAAUUUCGAAAAUUAUGAAAGACCCUACCCUCGUUCGAACCAACUGGAAGGAAACCCCACAAGCCCAUGUGUUUACCCUCAAUGCUCCAGGGAUGAAGAAGGGAGAUAUUAAGAUUGAAGCGGGUAAGAACGGAGUGAUUACAAUUAGUGGAGAGCGAAGCAAAAAGGAGAAGAAAGUGGGCUACAAAUGGCGCAGACGGGAGUCUUGCGAGGGUAAGUUCUGGAGACAAUUCAGACUAUCAGGCAAUGUAGACAUGGGUAACAUCAAAGCUGAUUUGGGCAAUGGAGUAUUGACUGUCACCGUUCCCAAAACUGGCUCAGACAAAACCAAAACCCCCAAAAUUGUUGAAAUUGUUGCAACAGGAGAUGGGAUAAAACUCGAGUUGUGAAUAGUACUCUGUAUUUGCCCUUGUAUUUCUGUAAAUUACUGGUAAAAUAAACAAUGAUUGACAACAAACGUUUUAAUCUA